This is a messenger RNA of Megalobrama amblycephala (Wuchang bream), 1155 nucleotides long. Its product is annotated as C-type lectin domain family 4 member E-like. The record is from RefSeq and is a predicted model, not a curated record. The transcript has 8 exons. Bases 37 to 864 code for a protein of 275 amino acids. Lineage: Eukaryota; Metazoa; Chordata; Actinopteri; Cypriniformes; Xenocyprididae.
AGUCUCAGUAGACACGUCUUCUUUCAGACUCAUGAAAUGGAUUCAAUCUAUGAAAAUACUGAUUUCAUACUUUCUACAGUUGCAUCAGAUGAAAACCGCUCUCAAUUCAAAAGUAAAGGCCGGGAUGAUAUCGGUAACUCCAACAAAGAUCAAGAAAGGAAGAGGGAAGUUCAUCCUCCUAAGUGGACUAAAGUUCUUCUGAUUUUUUUAGCCUUCUGUCUUGUUUUUGCUCUUGGAGGUCUCUGUAUUCUAGGGAUACUGUAUACCAGUGUUUCAGUGAAACUGUCUGCCCAGCAAACUAACGGCACAAUCAUGGAAGGAGAGCUUGAGGAACUUAAAACCAACUACACCAAUUACAAAGAACAGUUUGAUGCGCUCCAAAAACAGCAUGAGGAGACACUUAGAAAGCUGAACAGAUUAAAUCACAGCACAGGUUGUGCACUUUGUUCUGUCCACUGGAUUCAUUUUGGGGGAAAGUGUUACUACUUCUCUACGGUCAUGAUGAACUGGACACAGAGUCGAGAUCACUGUGUGACUCUAGGAGGACAUCUAGUGAUCAUAAACAGCCAAGCAGAGCAGGAUUUUCUUACCUCUAAAGUUAAAGUGACUCACUGGAUUGGUCUGAAUGAUUUGGACACUGAGGGACACUGGUUUUGGGUGAACAACCAGCCACUUAAUGAUUCAGUAACAUUCUGGAUGAAACGAGAGAAUGGAAUCAGUGAGCCUGAUAACUGGACGAAAGAAGAUGAAGCCGGUGAAGACUGUGCUAGUCUGGGACAUCCAGCAGGAGAGACGGAUUUCUGGACGGAUGCUUUCUGUUUUGAAAAGAAAAGAUUUGUGUGUGAAGCUGCUGCAGCGGUUUAAUUCACAACUCCUGAAUAAACCUAAAAGUUAGCAUUCUGUCAUUUAUUCAAACCAAAAGACAUUUUAAAGAAUGUACUUGCAGUGGUGCUCCUGCCCGUACGCAAAGUAUGCAUACUGCAUAUCACCAGCAUUUCAAUAUGCAUUCUGUAACUUCAUUGCUAAAUCAUGUACGUCAGUAAUCAUUUAUACCAAUUAUAAACAAUGCUGUCACUCUAAGUCUGACUGUCCGUGAUAGCUCUGCGAUGGAUUUUGCAUAGGUCAACCGUUCAAAUAAAUGCAGUAUUAAACUCA